Molecule: messenger RNA, 4409 nt
Organism: Amphimedon queenslandica
Lineage: Eukaryota; Metazoa; Porifera; Demospongiae; Haplosclerida; Niphatidae
Product: multidrug resistance-associated protein 1-like
Exons: 30
Coding region: 237-4370 (1377 amino acids)
Biological process (GO): transmembrane transport
Cellular component (GO): membrane
Molecular function (GO): ATP hydrolysis activity; ATP binding; ABC-type transporter activity
Source: RefSeq, a predicted model, not a curated record
ACAAAAUCCUUGGUGGAAGAGGAACCCUGAAUAUUACCCUAUGCUUUGAAGACACUGCAGUCCUCUAUGGAAUUUGUAUAUUCUUUUGGGUACUGGCUACCAUUAACUUUCUCUGUCGCAAAAAGAGAGAAUUUGUCCUUAUUCCCUUCAAUCUAUUGCUAGUGACAAGAGUGGUUUUAUGUUUUGGCAUUGUGUUAGUAGCAGUUUGUGAUUUUGUGUACUCUGUCAUUGUUGAAAUGAAGAAUGGAGGUGUGCCAGCUUACUACUUUCUCUCUCCUAUCAUUCUAGCAAUCACAAUGGUGAUAGUGAUUUUAUUGUUAAUAUCAGAGUAUAAGAAAGGAGUUAGGUCUUCUGGUCCUCCUGUCAUCCUAUGGAUUGGUCUAGUGGUCUAUGCGUCCAUUAAAAUGUGGACUAUACUUGCCAAGGCUGAUGUAACAGGAAUCAUUGAAGUAUUCUAUUUCACUACAUUUUCUGUGGAGUUUUUCUUUUUCGUACUUCAACUUCUGCUCUCAUUCAUACCAGAACCAAAAUCAAUUGAUGACUACAUCAGAGACACUGAGUAUAAACCUUCACCUGAAGGAUCAGCAUCAUUCUUUUCCCUUGUGACUUGGUGGUGGCUGAAAUCACUGAUGUGGAAGGGAUCGCAUAAAGUGCUAUCUCAUGAUGAUCUUUAUGAUAUUAACUAUGAGGAUAAAUCUGAAGUGACUUCUAUCAGGUUUCAAAAGGAAUGGGAUAAAGAAGUGAAGAGAUCAGGGUUAGUAUUUGUUCAAGGACAAUCAAAUAAACAAUCACAGAAAAGAAGAGAACCAUCUCUAGUACUUGCAUUAUUCAGAGCUUAUGGAUUGGACAUUAUUACUGGUGGAUUCUAUAAACUAUGCUAUGACAUACUCAUCUUUAUUAAUCCUCUGCUCCUUAGGUUAAUGGUAGCAUAUAUUCAUGAUAAGAAUCAACCUGCAUGGAAUGGAUACUUUUAUGCAGUGGCAAUGUUUCUUAAUGCAUUACUGCAUUCUCUUACUUAUCAACAAUACUUUAAUCAUAUUACAGUAACUGGAAUGAGAAUCAGAACAGGUUUGAUUGCUGCAAUCUACAACAAGUCCCUAGUUUUGACAAGAAAGUCUUAUCAGAUCAGAACAAUAGGAGAGAUGGUUAAUCUCAUGUCUAUUGAUGCCCACAGAUUCAUAGAGACAUUGAGCUACUUUCAUAUGGUUUGGUCUGGCCCUUUACAGAUUGUUGUUGCUCUAGUGGUCUUAUACUGGACAAUGGGUUUUGCUAUUCUCGCUGGCCUGGCAGUAUUGCUAUUAUUGCUACCCUUUACUUUACUGGUGUUCCUUGUUGGACGAUACUUUCAAACUAAACUGAUGAAAGCUAAGGACAAGAGACUGAAAAUUAUUAAUAGCAUCAUUGGUGGCAUCAAGGUGAUUAAACUAUAUGCAUGGGAGAUUCCAUUUCGAAAUAAAGUCAAAGAAUUACGAAAUAUAGAGCUUCACAACCUAAGGACUAUAUCCCGCAUUCAGGCAUUUUCUGCUCUUACAUGGUUCAGCACUAACACUGCUGUUAUACUGGUUACAUUUGGCACAUUCUUGGUGAUUAAUUUCAGUAGGUCAAGUACUGAUUUUAGCCUCACAGCAGGAAAAGUUUUUGUUGUGAUCUCACUAUUUGAUAUUCUUAGAUAUCCACUCACUAGAUUACCAAUGACAAUUGCAUACAUGAUUCAAGCUAAUGUGUCACUGAAACGAUUGAGUUCAUUUUUAACUGCGGAAGAACUUGAUCCUGAAGGUGUUGAGAGAAGUGAAAAAUAUGAUGAAAGUUUAGAUGCAGUAUCAAUAACAGGAGGUGUGUUCACAUGGGAAGAUGAGGCAGACAAUUUCCUCUUAUCAAAUAUUGAAUUAUCUGUGAGACCUGGUGAGCUAGUGGCUGUAGUGGGACCUGUUGGAGCUGGUAAAUCAGCAUUGAUAUCAGCCAUCUUAGGAGAAAUGAAUAAGAUAAAUGGACAUGUAGUUCUUAGGGGUAGAGUAGCUUAUGUACCUCAGAUUGCUUGGAUAUUGAAUGCUACAGUCAAAGAUAACAUUACUUUUGGUAAAGGGUUCAAUAACGUUCUCUACAAUGAGGUCAUUAGUACUUGUGCUUUGGAAGCAGAUAUGGAAAUAUUACCAGGAGGGGACAUGACUGAAAUAGGAGAGAAAGGUAUUAAUCUUAGUGGUGGUCAGAAACAACGUGUUAGUCUAGCUAGAGCAGUCUACCAGGAGUCUGAUGUUUAUUUACUUGAUGAUCCUUUAUCUGCUGUUGAUUCACAUGUUGGUAAACACAUAUUUGAUAAUGUGAUAGGACCUGAAGGAGUAUUGAAAAACAAAGUACGUAUAUUAGUGACUCAUAGUGUGAGGUUCCUAUCUCAAUGUGAUAAGAUAAUUGUCAUGAAUGAAGGCAGGAUUAGUGAGGUUGGAACUUAUUCAGAACUACUUGGACACAAUGGAGAGUUCUCUGUGUUUCUACAAAACUAUGGCUCAACAGAUGAGAGUGAUGAAAAGAAACAAAACACUGAAAAAAUAGCUGACAAAUUGGAGUAUUUUCCUGAUAAGGACAGCAAAGAGUCAACUCUUUUGUCUGAUGAGAAAGUUCAAGUUGGCAUUGUCAAGAUGUCUGUUGUGUUUGCAUAUCUCAAGUCAUUCACAUUUAUUAUAUUUCUAAUUUUGUUGAUAUUCUCAUUUCUUUCCACUGGAGGAUAUGUUGGUCAGUUGCUCUGGUUAGCUCAUUGGAGUAAUGCUGGAGGAAAUGAUAACUUGACACUUUUUGCUAAUCUUGGUAUAUAUGCCACGUUUGGAAUCGUACAAUCUGUUUCACUGCUAUUUGCUUCACUGACAUUAUCAUUUGGAACUGUUAAAGCUUCAAGGAGACUCCAUGAUGAAAUGCUAUCCAGCAUACUUCGAUCACCAAUGUCAUUCUUUGAUACUACACCUCUAGGAAGACUCCUGAAUAGAUUCUCAAAAGACAUAGAUGCUGUUGAUGAAAAGAUUCCUUUGUUUACAAACUCAUUUCUCAUAACAGUUUUCUCAACUUUUGGAGUCAUCACUAUUAUCUCUGUGGCCUCUCCAUGGUUCCUCAUAGUCAUAGUACCGAUAACAGUCUUCUACUUGAUUGUCCAGCGUUUUUACGUAGCAACUUCAAGACAGUUAAAGCGUCUUGAAGCUACCUCACGCUCUCCAAUUUAUUCUCAUUUUCAAGAGAGCAUUGAUGGAAUCUCUAGCAUCAGAGCUUAUAAUGUUGCUGAAAGAUUUCGAUUGCAGUCUGAGCUUCAUGUAGACUACAAUCAAAUUGCUUUGUAUGUUAGCCAUUCCUCAAUAGUCAGGUGGUUAUCAGUUCAGCUUGAUUUCGUUGGAUCAGUCAUCGUUUUUUCGGCAGCAAUGUUUGCAACUCUUCAACGUAAUUAUCCGCACAUUUUUGGUUUUAUUGACCCUGGUUUAGCUGGAAUGUCAAUUAGCCAAGCUUUUUUGAUGACAUUACUAUUGGCCAUGGUAGUAAGAAUGACAAGUGACUUGGAGAGCAGUUUAGUGUCUGUUGAAAGAAUCAAAGAAUACACAGAGUUACCUAAUGAAGCUCCUGAAGUUAUUCCUGAUAAUAGGCCUGAUCCUAAUUGGCCAGUAGAUGGUAGCAUUCAAUUUGAUGAAUAUGCUACACGCUAUCGUCCUGGACUUGAUCUUGUACUAAAGAAUGUGUCUUGUUACAUACCUGGUGGUCAAAAAGUUGGUGUUGUAGGACGGACUGGAGCAGGGAAGUCAUCAUUAACUAUGUCAUUGUUUCGUAUCAUUGAAGCUGAUAAAGGAUCCAUUUUAAUUGAUGGCAUGGACAUCAGUAAAUAUGGACUACGUGACCUUAGAUCACGACUAACAAUCAUUCCACAAGAUCCAUUACUAUUCUCAGGGCCACUUCGUUUUAAUCUUGAUCCCUUUGAUACUUGCACUGAUGAUGAAAUAUGGAGGGCUCUACACAAUGCCCAUUUGAGCACAUAUGUACAGGGACUGAGCAGAGGGCUGGAUCACAUUGUAACUGAGGGAGGAGAAAACUUGAGUGUUGGUCAGUGUCAGUUAGUGUGUCUUGCUCGGGCGUUGCUCCGUAAGACAAAGAUACUAGUACUGGAUGAGGCCACAGCUGCUGUUGAUUUGGAAACUGACGAUCUCAUUCAAAGAACUGUCCGUAAAGAGUUUUCUGAUUGCACAAUUUUAACGAUUGCACACAGGAUUAAUACUAUCAUGGAUUAUGAUAGAGUUAUGGUCUUAGAUGAAGGACGUAUAGCAGAGUUUGAUACUCCAGAGAAAUUACUGGAACUCAGAGGUUUAUUUUAUAAUCUUGUCACUGAUGCCGGUUUCAAAUUUUAGUCUAUUGGCCACUCUGUGUUUUUUAAUAAAUUAUUUAUA